Molecule: messenger RNA, 1261 nt
Organism: Siniperca chuatsi (mandarin fish)
Lineage: Eukaryota; Metazoa; Chordata; Actinopteri; Centrarchiformes; Sinipercidae
Gene: ggctb
Product: gamma-glutamylcyclotransferase b
Exons: 4
Coding region: 142-693 (183 amino acids)
Molecular function (GO): gamma-glutamylcyclotransferase activity
Source: RefSeq, a predicted model, not a curated record
UCAGCCCUCACUCCUCCACUCAGCUGUGGCUCAGCUCGGCUCUUCACGUUUGUCAUUGUUACCUUCCUCUGACUGCUCAUAAUCUUCCUCACCUCAACCCUCCUUGUUCUCAUCUUCCUCCUGGCAGAAACCGGUGACAGCAUGGAGAAUAACCACACCUUCCUGUACUUUGCAUAUGGCAGCAACCUAUUGAAAGAGCGGCUCCAGCUCAAAAACCCCUCUGCGACAGUACAUUGUGUGGCCAGGCUCAAGGACUAUAAAUUGGUGUUUGGGAACCAUAAAGGCCUUGCCAGUGACCGAUGGCAUGGAGGUGUGGCCACCAUAGAGCACAGCCCAGGGGACGAGGUGUGGGGUGUGGUGUGGAGGAUGAACAUGUCUGAUCUGGAGUCUCUAGACAGUCAAGAGAAUGUGACGUUAGGUGCGUACAGUCCUGUGGAGCUAUCAGUAAAGACAAAAGGCCAGGAGCUCAACUGUCGUACCUACAUAAUGAACAGCUGUGUGUAUGCCCCACCAUCACCACAAUACCUACAGGUCAUUAUGAUGGGAGCAGAGCAGAAUGGCUUGCCAAAGGACUACCAGGAGAAGCUGAGAGCAAUCAAGACCAACAUGUAUGAGGGUCCUCUACCCAUGAUGGCUGAACUGGAGCGAGCUAGAAGAGCCAAAGAGCGGGCCAACCACCGUUCUGAGGCCUGACAAUCCAGCAGAAUCUAGGUCCACUUAAGAUAGGAAAGUGCUCGUAACACUGUAUUCAACCUAAUACUGUAGUUUAACAAGGUCACCUUAACAAGCUGCUUCAUGCCUAACUUAGAAUACAGCUUUGAUGGGUCUGUGGUCUAACUUGAGUUGCCUGUACAGAUGAAAAUAACAGUUGCAUUUUGACAGGUUAGAGGUGUGAGAUCCACCAGAAAUGUUGAGUGAAUACAGUACACAUCACCAUGAGGAACAAUAAUACAGGCUGUUAUUUUCUAUUUGGCUUCACAAUCAUGUCUUUAUGUUUUAUGGCUGUGAUAUAUUUCAGUGCUUCUUUCUUGCUCUUAACACCACUUUGAGUCAUGUACAACUAAAAUAUUACUUAAGCGCCAUACCAGUGUUUUUGAAAGUUUUUGCCCAUUAACCACAGUUGGACACCCUCCACGCCCCAUUGUGGCAUGGUACUGCAGUUACAGUAUAAGUACAGAAUAAUUUGUCACUUGUGCUCCCAGUGCCAAUCUACAAUAACAUAACAUUAUGCCUGCUAUCAUUUUCUGCAGUUGUAACCUAA